Molecule: messenger RNA, 985 nt
Organism: Meleagris gallopavo (turkey)
Lineage: Eukaryota; Metazoa; Chordata; Aves; Galliformes; Phasianidae
Source: RefSeq, a predicted model, not a curated record
GGACCCCAGCUGCGGUGACGUCCCCACAGUCAGCCCCCUGACAGGAAGGGACACCACGUCCCACGGGAACACCCCAAUGGAAGGGCUGUGGGGUGACUGUGACGAAGACCCCGAACCGGGGGGCACUCUGCAUCCCCCACCCGCUCAGCCCCAUCCCAGCCCCGCGGUGCAAACGUGUCCCUCGAGGGACCCAGAGGAGGGUCCCCUCGCCCAGACGCAGACCCUGCGGGACUUUGAGAAGCACCUCAACGACCUCAAGAAGGAGAACUUCAGCCUCAAACUCCGCAUUUACUUCCUGGAGGAGCGCGUGCAGCAGAAGGGAGAGGGCAGCCGGGACGAUGUCUACCGGCGGAACAUCGAGCUGAAGGUGGAGGUGGAGAGCCUGAAGCGGGAGCUGCAGGAGAAGCAGCAGGCACUGGACAAAACCUGGGUGGCUGCAGAGAACCAGACAAACCGCAGCGAGGCUGCACUCCGGCAGCACUAUGAGGAGCGGCAACGGGAGUCGGAACAUGUCUACGAGCUGCUGGAGAACAAGAUCCAGCUCCUGCAGGAGGAGGCCAGGCUGGCCCGCAGCGAGGCAGAGCAGGCCACCGCGCUGGCCAAGGCUGAGGCACAGCGGUGCCAGGAGCUGGUGGCCAAGCUGAAAGAGGCGACGAGGACAAAGGGGGACAGUGGGAGCGGAGAUGGCUGUGACACUGCGGCCCAGAGGAGGAUGGAGGAGCUGGACUGUAUGGAGGAGAUGCUGCCAACUGAGAGGUGUGACCUGCAGCAGCGGGACAAGGCUGUGACAGGGCAGGUGGGUGCAGCACUGUGCAGCUGUCGGUGGGGCACGGGUGGAGCACACCCUGCAGUGUUGGGGAUUGGUGCUGCGUUGUGGUGCUGGGGACACUGGGCUGUGGGCAAAGCAUCCUGGGGCCCUGCAGCUGCCUGCGCCCAUCUGCCCUAUGGUGGCCCAGAUGGCAGCGCGUGAGCCACCUGCAUGUGG